Molecule: messenger RNA, 303 nt
Organism: Guillardia theta CCMP2712
Lineage: Eukaryota; Cryptophyceae; Pyrenomonadales; Geminigeraceae
Exons: 1
Coding region: 1-303 (100 amino acids)
Source: RefSeq, a predicted model, not a curated record
AUGGUGACGGUAAGGAAGAUGUUCAGACUCUUCAUCGCUGGAUGUAAAGUGUCCAGACGGUCGAAGAUGCUUCAGGCAAAAGCAGAAUCGAAGGUCAAGCAUGACAAAAUUGUUGCGGUCACAAGAUUUCUUCAAAAGAUCGCACUUUCGAAGAAGCGAUAUAGGCGGAAUAUUGAGAGAGUGAGAAGGCGGCACGCGUUGACCCUUAUCAAGGAUGCAUGGACCAGUUGGCAUGCAAAGAUGGCAACGACAAGUCGGAUGCAUCAAGUGUUGUCCAAGGCCAUCGACCUGAACCGACAUUAG